Molecule: messenger RNA, 3242 nt
Organism: Pistacia vera
Lineage: Eukaryota; Viridiplantae; Streptophyta; Magnoliopsida; Sapindales; Anacardiaceae
Product: kinesin-like protein KIN-14C
Exons: 19
Coding region: 1-2934 (977 amino acids)
Biological process (GO): microtubule-based movement
Molecular function (GO): ATP binding; microtubule motor activity; microtubule binding
Source: RefSeq, a predicted model, not a curated record
AUGUGUAAUGUGCCUUAUGCGUCUGCCGUAGUGAGCUUAAUGUACACAAUGCUAUGUAUAAGACCUGAUAUAGCUUAUGCUGUAAGUGUUACAACUAGUAAUUCAGUCAAACCCAGGGGGAAGAAACUUGAUCGGUAUGUAAAAUCGUCCUUAGACUUGGAAGAACUAGGAUCUAGUUUUGAGUUUGGAUGUUUCCGAGUUAAACAAUUCAAGGUAGGCGAUUUCAAUCAUUCUUCAGUUUCAAGCUCAGAAAUGUUAGAAGAUUUCUGGAAACUUGAGCAAUCAGCUGCUUUAUUACAUCAUGUUGGACAUAAGUUCCAUGAAGUUUUUCAAUUGAAACAAGGGAGAUACUCGGAUCUUCCUGCUGCGAAGAUUUCAGAGAUGAUGAAAUCAAAUACUUUAGACAAUGCUCCAACUCAGUCACUUUUAAGUGUUGUGAACGGAAUUCUGGAUGAAAGCAUUGAAAGAAAGAAUGGUGAAAUACCUUAUCGUGUGGCGUGUCUGUUGAGAAAAGUUGUUCAGGAGAUUGAACGGCGUAUAUCAACUCAAGCUGAACACAUUAGAACUCAAAACAAUCUUUUUAAGGCUCGUGAAGAGAAGUACCAAUCGAGAAUCCAAGUGCUUGAAGCCCUUGCAUCUGGCACUGGUGAAGAGACUGAGCUUGUUAUGAAACAACUUCAGCAAAUAAAGUAUGAGAAGUCAAAAGCAGAAGAGAAGAAGAAACUUAAAGAGGAGGAUGUGGUUGAAUUGUUGAAAGAGAAGGAUCAAAGUAGCCUUGAAAUUUCAGCUCUGAAGCAAAAACUAGAAUUUGCCAAAAAGACGUGUGAAUUGCGUUGUUCACAAGUGGAAACAGAAUCGAAGAGUGCUAAAGCAGAUCUUGAGGUCAAAUUAAGAGACCUUGAGGGCCUCUUAACGGCUUCAAGGAAUAAAGUGAUGGAGCUUGAGGAAAAUUCUGAUUCAAAGAACCAGGGCUGGAGCAGGAAAGAGAACAUUUACCAAAGUUUACUGGAAUUACAACUUGGUGCGCUGAGGGAAAUGAAAUUUUCUUCACAUUCCAUCAAGCAAGAAGUUUUAAGAACUCAGAAGAGCUUCUCAGAUGAGUUUCAUUCCCUAGGUGUAAAGCUUAAAGAAUUAGGAGAUGCAGCUGAAAAUUACCAUAGUGCUCUUGCUGAGAACCGGCGGUUAUUUAAUGAAGUUCAGGAGCUAAAAGGAAACAUUAGAGUGUACUGUCGGGCAAGGCCAUUUUUGCCUAAACAGACCGGUAAACAAUCAUGUCUAGAAUAUAUUGGCGAAAAUGGGGAGAUAAUCAUCUCAAAUCCCUCCAAACCAGGAAAAGAUGGGCAACGGAUGUUUAAGUUUAAUAAGGUCUAUGGUCCAGUUGCUACUCAAGUGGAGGUGUUUUCAGAUAUCCAACCUUUGGUACGAUCUGUACUUGAUGGAUAUAGUGUUUGCAUAUUUGCUUAUGGUCAAACAGGUUCAGGAAAAACCUACACAAUGAGUGGUCCUAAUGGAGCAGGUGAAGAAGAUUGGGGAGUUAAUCUUCGAGCUCUCCAUGACCUUUUCAAUAUCUCACAAAAAAGAAGCAGCUCCAUAAACUAUGAGAUUGGGGUUCAAAUGGUUGAAAUAUACAAUGAACAAGUGCGCGAUUUACUAUCAAGUGAUGGUUCUCAAAAAAAGCUUGGGAUUAUAUCUUCAUCUUCAGCCAACGGGGUAGCUGUACCUGAUGCUAGCAUGCACCCUGUUAGAUCAACAAAAGAUGUGACGGAAUUAAUUGAUAUUGGACUAAAGAAUAGAGCUGUUGGAGCCACUGCCCUUAAUGAAAGAAGCAGCCGUUCUCAUAGUGUUGUCACCAUUCAUGUUCGUGGGAUUGACUUGAAGAGCAGUUCUCCUUUGCAUGGUAAUCUUCACUUGGUAGAUCUUGCAGGAAGUGAAAGGGUAGAUCGCUCUGAGGUGACUGGAGACAGGCUGAGGGAAGCACAAUAUAUAAACAAAUCGUUAUCGGCCCUUGGAGAUGUUAUUUUUGCUCUUGCACAAAAGAGCUCUCAUGUCCCAUACAGAAACAGCAAGCUCACUCAAUUGCUUCAAAGCUCUUUAGGAGGCCGAGCAAAAACUCUUAUGUUUGUGCAGCUCAAUCCUGAUGUAAAUUCAUUUUCUGAGAGUUUGAGUACCUUGAAGUUUGCAGAGAGGGUCUCUGGGGUUGAGCUGGGUACUGCACGGAGCAGCAAAGAGGGCAGGGAUGUUCGGGAAUUAAUGGAGCAGGUGGCAUCUCUUAAAGACACGAUUGCCAAAAAGGAUGAGGAGAUUGAGAGGUUGCAAUUACUUAAAGAUCUCAAAAAUGCAUAUCCUAAUGUCAAUAGUGAGAAUAGUGGGGCAAAUUCAUCGAGGCAUGGAUCUCUCUCUUCAAGCAAAGACUCUGUAAGUGGGACUGGGACUGCUCAGAGAAGCUCAAAACUGCCAACUGGGAAAGGCUUAGGACUUACAGAGAAAGCAGCUUCGGACAACGGUUCACAGCAAAGUGAUAGGCUUUCAGAAGUUGAUUCCUCGCAGUCUAUGGAUGACUUAAAACACCAAAAUGAAUUGCUCAUGCAAUCAAAAAUUACCGGAGGGGUCUUAAGUCAGAAUAUUAACACAGAUGGUGAUAUUCUAGGAUUAGCAGAUGCAAAUUCUGAUCGAUUAAGUGAUAUAUCUGAUAAUGUUCUAUCUUCUGGGGAACCUGAUGGCUCUACGGAAUUUAGUCUUCCUCAGGAAGGGUCAAAACCAUUGGACAAUUCAGGGACGCCUAAACCUGUGUCAAAAGUUGGUCGAAGCAUUAAAAAACUAGAGCAAACUAAGACAACGUCGUCAAUCUCCAGGGAUUCUUCGAAGGUGUCAACAAGUGCAAAAAAGACUUCAAACAGUGGCUCUACUUUCAAGCCUCCAAAGCCAUGGCAGUGAAUUAGACUACAUUUGUUUAUAUAUGCCUCUUGUAGAUAAAAUUUUACAUCUGUUCACGUAUAGUUAGCUGGUUUUGUACACCACCUAGUUUUGCAAGCUAAGAAUCCAAGGUUUCUUGAAGACCUUUUUUUUCGCCCUUCCUGUAUUUGGUUCCCUUGGUGAUCUGUGUGUUGAAAAUCGAAACCAAGUGUCAGAUUUUGAGGUCGUAAUGCUCAUGUUUCCUUUUGUUAGCAGAUAAAGAUCGCAGAGAGUAUUUGGGAAGAAAGCACAGUUCGUGUAUUGCUUCAUUAUCAAUCUUAAGUUUUAUA